This is a messenger RNA of Achroia grisella, 2856 nucleotides long. RefSeq names its product transcription factor collier (gene kn). The record is from RefSeq and is a predicted model, not a curated record. The transcript is spliced from 15 exons. Gene Ontology annotation, biological process: regulation of transcription by RNA polymerase II. Lineage: Eukaryota; Metazoa; Arthropoda; Insecta; Lepidoptera; Pyralidae. Bases 365 to 1936 code for a protein of 523 amino acids. Gene Ontology annotation, molecular function: RNA polymerase II cis-regulatory region sequence-specific DNA binding; DNA-binding transcription factor activity, RNA polymerase II-specific.
AGUUUUUCUUAUUUUAAUAACUGUUACAUAGGUAUAUUAUAUUCGAGUAUGAAGUUUCGAAUAUAGACAUUAAAAUAUAUUUUACAUCAUAUAAUCUAAUAAAAGUAUAAUUCUGUGGGCAUUUUAUUCGAACAGAAGUUAGAUUUGAAACGUAACUUUUGAACUUCGCAAUUUUCCGUUGGUGGUCGUGCGCUUUCGGGCGCCUGGUUGCGGGUUCGCGUAGUGUUUCGAGAUUCGGUCGGACGAGUUAAACGCGGCGGCGGGCGGGUACACGGGCUCGCCGUGGCCGCCGCUAGAACUAGACCCCGUGGGAUGGGGCCGAAAGCUGUACCCAUCGGGGGCACCGAGGUCUUCAGGUGGGCUCAUGUUCGGCCUCCAUCAUCAGGAAGCUGCUGGAGGUCUUCACGCGCAGCCACGAGGACCUGUCACCUCGUUGAAAGAGGAACCUCUGACGCGUGCGUGGAUGACGCCCACCUCGCUAGUUGAUAAUACCAAUAGCGUGGGUGUGGGUCGGGCGCAUUUCGAGAAGCAACCGCCCAGCAACCUGCGCAAGAGCAACUUCUUCCACUUCGUGGUGGCGUUGUACGAUCGAGCUGGCCAGCCUGUCGAGAUCGAGAGGACAGCCUUUAUAGGAUUUAUUGAAAAAGAUCAGGAAGCCGAGGGCCAGAAGACAAACAAUGGAAUCCAAUAUAGACUGCAGUUACUGUAUGCAAAUGGUAUUAGACAAGAACAAGAUAUUUUUGUUCGGCUCAUAGAUUCAGUCACAAAACAGCCUAUCGUUUACGAGGGUCAAGAUAAAAAUCCAGAAAUGUGCAGGGUUUUACUUACGCAUGAAGUUAUGUGCAGUCGGUGUUGUGACAAGAAAAGCUGCGGUAACCGAAACGAAACGCCUUCAGAUCCUGUUAUAAUUGACAGAUUCUUCUUGAAAUUCUUUCUAAAGUGCAAUCAGAACUGUUUGAAGAAUGCCGGUAAUCCUCGGGACAUGAGAAGGUUUCAAGUGGUAAUAUCAACGCAAGUGAUGGUGGACGGGCCUCUGUUAGCGAUAUCAGAUAAUAUGUUCGUUCACAACAACAGCAAACACGGCCGAAGAGCGAAGCGGCUAGACCCAACUGAAGGUAUUGACGCCGCGCCAGAACCUACUUCGGGUUUGUACCCACCCUUGCCGGUAGCAACGCCGUGCAUCAAAGCGAUAUCACCGAGCGAAGGAUGGACUUCAGGGGGAUCGACAGUGAUCAUAGUUGGAGAUAACUUCUUCGAUGGACUCCAAGUCGUGUUCGGAACGAUGCUGGUUUGGAGUGAGCUAAUAACAUCACACGCAAUAAGGGUACAAACACCACCAAGGCAUAUACCUGGGGUCGUCGAGGUAACGCUUUCUUACAAGAGUAAACAGUUCUGCAAGGGAGCUCCAGGAAGAUUCGUCUAUGUUUCAGCUCUCAACGAGCCGACCAUAGACUAUGGAUUCCAAAGGCUACAAAAGCUCAUACCGAGACAUCCUGGUGAUCCUGAGAAGUUACCAAAGGAAAUCAUUCUAAAAAGGGCAGCUGACCUCGCAGAAGCCCUAUAUUCUAUGCCUCGUAACAACCAGCUUGGGCUUGGCGCACCGAGGUCACCACCGGCGAGCAUGCCGUUUAAUUCAUACACAGGCCAGUUAGCUGUCAGUGUUCAGGACACCGCAGCGUCGCAGUGGACUGAAGAGGAGUACGCGCGUAGUGGAGGCUCGGUAUCGCCGCGGUAUUGUUCCGCGGCGUCCACACCGCACGCCGCGCCCGCGACCUACCCACACCCACAGCACUACCCUGCGCCGCCCACCUCACUAUUCAACACUACGUCGCGAAUGAGCGGGCUUGUUUCAUCGCCGUUCAGCGUGAAUCCAUUCUCUCUGCCAACAUGCAGCGCCCAACAGUAUGCCCAAACAGCCCCUCUAGCUUCCAAGUAGCCCUCGUUUUACUACACCACGACCGCAUUAAAUGUUACUGGUUAGUUUUUAACCAAUACCCAUAAACACCUAUAUUGCUCAUAUUCAAUUAUAUGUAAUACUGCUGUCCAAAAUAUUCACAUAAUUUGUUAGUUAAUUCAAUAUAUAAUAUGAGAACCGAAUAUAUUGAGAAGUUACAAUAUAUUUUUGUGAAGAUGUAAGGAAAAAAAAUUGCGGCGUGUGUAGCUAAAUGUAAAUAACACUUAUUGUAAUUUAAAUGUAAAUAAAAAUAAUUAUUAUAAUAUUCAUAGAUCGAUUGCUAGAUUGGAAUUAGUGUAGAUUUUUAUAAAUAUUAAUGCCCAAUAAAAUGUAUUUAUUAUUGUCCCACUGAGACUAUAAAAAAUGUUCAGGGCGACAAAAAUACAUCAAAUCUCUGUAUAAAGUUAUAUAUUAUCUUAUUGUAUCUUCCUUUUGCAAUUUGUGUGUUUUGUAAUUUUUGUUUUUGUACAAUCUGUGAUAUAUUUAUUAUAAGUACCUACUGUUGUAAAUUUUAAUCUAAUGUAUAAUAUGAAUUUUUCGGAUCUUGAACUUGACUAGAGUUAAGAUGACUUGUUUCAUUCACGGCUUGUUUUCUCGAAUUACAACGGAAAAUAUGAAAUGAUCAUAUCUCGAAACAAAACAUAUCUAUAUAAAUUAAAUAGAAAACUAUGGGAAUAUUAUAUAAGGAUACAACGAAAAAAUAAAUCUCACUUCGAAAUGAAGGUAGAUGUAUACGAAAUAAAAAAAUAAAUUUUCUCCCAAGAACACUUUAGUUGGAUUUUCACAGAAUCCGUUUUCGAGGUGAAUCUCACUGAAUAUGAAAUAUGUAGUCACGUAUAUUGUUUAACACAGUUAUUGUAUAUCAAAUAAGAUAUGUACAUUGUAAUCAUUCAUGAAACAAA